UUUCCCCUGCUUCCGGGACGAGCCAGCAUAUUUUGCGUCUGCUCCGUCUUGCCACGCAGCCAUGAGCACCCAGGGCCACCAAGUUUAUACCCAUAAGGUGCAGGCUGCCCUCGACCGCCUGAUCAGCAUGCACCUGCAGGCCUCCUAUACCUACCUCUCUCUGGGCUUCUAUUUCGAAGGAAACCGUGUGGCUCUAGAGGGCGGUUUCUUCUUCAGGUUGGCUGAGGAAAAGCGAGAAGGUGCCCAUCGCCUCCUGAGGCAAAACCAGGUGAGCGACCGCUCCCUCUGCCAGGAUGGGCAGAAGCUGACCCAAGAUGAGUGGCAUGAUUGCCUGGAAGCCAUGGAAGCUGCCCUGAUCCUGGAGAAGAAUCUGAACGAGGCCCUUUUGGAUCUGCAUGCCCUGGGUUUGGCUAACACAGACCCCCAACUCUGCUUUUUCCUGGAGAGCCAUUUCUUAGACCAGGAAGUGCAACUCAUCAAAAAGAUGGGUGAGCAUCUGACCAACCUUCGCAGGCUGGCCGGCCAGGAUGCUGGUCUGGGCGAGUAUCUCUUCAGAAAGCUCACACUCAAGGGUAGCUAGGAGCCCCCGGGGCCCGGCGGCUUUGGAGCGGCUCCUCUGUGUUCCCCUAACAUCAAGAUGCGCCUGAGUUUCUAGCACCAGCCAAGAGACAGCUUCUCACCACCCAGGAGCACCCGCCCAAGCCGUGGAUUAAAUGGAAACAAAAAAGGUUCUUUUUGCAGAGAAGGGGUAAACUUAGGCUAAGAUGAAAAAAAUAAGUAUUCAGAAUAGCAUGCAGAAUUUUUGGUCUGUUUAUUUCUAUAACCUGUUUAAUUUUAAUCUGUUCUUAACCUUUCUGAGUGAUUUGUGGACUUUUGGGGAUCCAACAAGCCGUCUUUUCUCUGUCAAGAAGAAACACACUCACCUUAUUCCUAAACAUUGCAUAUACAGUGUUGGACGUUUUGCAGUUUCUCCAAAACCAUCAUGAGGACUGGAAUGAUUGUAAAAUGUAUCCCUGAUUUUGCCUAGCUAAAGAGUGGACUAUCUGGACUACAUCAUACUGGACACUCCCAAAACUGUCAAAUUCACAAUAACAGUGUUUUUCCUGAUCUUCAACUUGGUGUGAUGCCAUCUGCCUAUUCUGAGGAAUCCAAGAAGAAGUCCUGUGAAAUUCAUCUUUGCAUCUCCCAUUGGAUUGCUGUUGAGAACACUGACUAUAACAUCAUGUGCUGGUCUGUUAAUGAAGCCUCUCAAGAGAAAUUUUGGUCUGGACUUACUAUUAGAAAUAACAGUGUUCCACUUGUAUGAUUAGUUUGUUUUGGUUUUAUGGACACUAAAUGAACUAAUUAACUUGCCUUUUCUGAUUACCUACUAGAAAGCUUAGGACCAAAUUUGUAGUCCACCCAGAGUAAAUGAAUAGAACUGUAUUAAGUUUUGUUUUGGUGUGUGUAUAUGCUUCUUUCCUGAUCUGUUAUUAGAUUCUUGGUGUAUGUUAUGGAUCCUCUUAAACCACUUUAAACUCUUUUACAUGGUUGUGUAUAAAUAGAUAGCCAAAUAAACUUUAAAAUGUAGAUUAAGAAUGGUUCUGAAGUUUAUUUUGGAGAAAAGGGAAGAUAACUAUAAGGAAGUGCUAAGAGAGCCAAAGUGAUUAGCCUGGAGGUGGGUCAGGUGGAGGUUAAAUUCCAGAAGACAGAAAAGCAGCAAAUGUAACAUUUUAUUUAAAAUAUAUUUCAUCUUUCUCCUGAGUUAUCUUCUCCUAACUUAAUACAUUUGGGUCCCACAGAUAGCAGUAUAAUAAGUGUGUAUUGUUUUCCUUGCACAUUGAAAGGCUGGAGUUGUAGCUUUUUCUCAAAUCACACAAGUGGAAAAAAAGUAAUUUUCCUACA
Molecule: messenger RNA, 1884 nt
Organism: Marmota monax (woodchuck)
Lineage: Eukaryota; Metazoa; Chordata; Mammalia; Rodentia; Sciuridae
Product: ferritin light chain-like
Exons: 1
Coding region: 62-580 (172 amino acids)
Biological process (GO): iron ion transport; intracellular iron ion homeostasis
Cellular component (GO): cytoplasm
Molecular function (GO): ferrous iron binding; ferric iron binding
Source: RefSeq, a predicted model, not a curated record